CGCGGAGCGCCGGCCUUUGUGAGGCAUCAUGGCCGCGGGCCUCGAGAGCGCGGCGGGCGGGCGGGCCCCGGGAGCAGCCGGGUGAGAGAGGCCCGCGCCCCGCGGGCCCGAAGCCUGGCGUCGCCUUCAGGCGGGAAAGGUACGAGCAGGGCCGCUCGCCCGGCAGCCUCCGGGAGCACAGUUUGGGGAAUCUGUGAAGUCGCCCAAGUCUUUUCUGCCACCAGAUGCUCGUGGAUUGAGUGUCGCGCAGACGAUCGGAGUGUGGCUUUAUUGUAACCAUGAGCGCAGUAGAAAUAAAUGGGAGGUGGCAACCUGUUGACAGUGAUACCUGUCAAGUGUCACCAGCGGACUUGCGGUGCUUGUGGUAGGAAUUGGGCUUGCCGUUUUGCAUGCUUGCAUGUCCCUUGUUCCCCGAUGCACGACAGUCUAGUCUAAGGCUGUUGACUGUGUGAGGCCAACCACUAGGCGAGGACCCUGUUUCCCGUCACCGGGCCACGGGUGGAGUGACCCAAACCCCACCGCAGGCCGUCAUUCGCCAAAGAGAGUGAAUGGCCACUUGGGGUGCAGAAUGUGAGGCCCCUUGGAGGAUGACAAAAGGAAUGGAUGAGGUCAUACUGCCGCUGGGUUGGGCGGGAGGCUGCAGCAUGAGAGGUUUGACCGAAAGGCAGCAGCCACAGCACUGGACCAUCACAGCCGGCCGGUGCCUGAUGCCAGCCCAGCGAGUGGACUCCAACGAAGGGUGCUGUCCAGGCGUGUGGGUCUUGCCCUGGGCCGGGGAUCCCAGGGAGCCUGCUGCGAGUCUGCUGCUGGCUCACGGUCCAGUUGGCAUCCUGUGCUCACUCGGCAGAAGCAUGGUGAGGCUGGCGGCCGAGAGCCCCCUUGGAGCCCUGUGUGCCAGGCGCUGUGUAGGGUGCUUCCAGGGCGGUUCUGCAGCCCAGCUGUGCCCUCAGGCAGGAAAUGUGCAUCUGCCUGGUUUGUCCCGUCUUGGCCUCUCUCCUAGCUGCCCUUCCCUCCUCGGUGGUCGCCUCUAGCCUCCUGGCUUUAGUGCCGUCAUCGCUGCUUGACAUCUCCCUCUCCCUCUCCAGCCCUGGCCUGCCUUCUCAGCUACAGCCUCACGUUUCUCCCUGCCUCUUCCACAUCUCCCUGUGUUAGUUUGAUGCUAAGUAGCGGUGUCCAAACCAAACCCCGAUCUUCACCCACCCCAAAACACUCCCCAUGUUACCUUUACCACCUCAGCACACGACAUCUCUGUGCUUGAGUUUGAAGUCUCCUGGAUUCCUCUCUCUCAGGCCUUUCUGCAACCCUCAGGACCAUUUCUCACCACCUCCAGCUUAACGUUGGUUGGAGCCGCCCGGUGAGCCUCUUAAUUCCUCUUUGUUCUCGUCCUGUUUCUCCCCUCCUCCCCUCGCCCCCAAUAUGUAGUUUUUCUAGACACACAGUGGUUCUUUUAAACUGCAAGAUAGUGUAAAACCAAGGCAGUACAGACUGGAGCCAGCUUGCCUGGGUCAUAAAGCAGCUCCACCACGUUCUAGCUGUGUGACCUUGAGUAAGUUGCUUAACUUUUCUGUCCUUAACCUUUCUCUCACAGUGCUGUGUGAGAACUAGUGACUAAAAAUGCAUAAAGUGCAGGGCCUGGCUGAGGGUUGGCUGCCGCUGUUGUCGUUGGGUCAUGUGACCUCACUGCUUGGACUCUGCUGUCCAGUGGCUUGUGUCUCUUCAGAUAAGAGCCAAAGUCCUGGUCUUGUUCUUCCUCACUGACCUGGCCUCUUCUGACUGCCCCUCCACACACUGCUCUCCCUGGCUAACCCACACUCCCACCCCAGGGCCUUUGCUCUUCUCUGUGUCACCUGGAAUGUCCCUGCCCCUACCCCCACUAUGCACCUGGCUCGCUCUCUUCUGCAUUCGCUGACCACCCUUCUGAAGCUGCCUCCUCUUCCCCAACUCUCUGCUUUGUUUUUUCUUGAACACUUUGAGCUGUUCUUAGUCGUUACUUGUGCCUCUGUCCUGCUGAGGUGUGAGCUCUGUGGAGAAGGGCUUUCUCUGUUGUGUGUCCUCAGCAUCUAGAAUGGUGUGUGCCACGUGGAAGGCGUUCGGCACACACCUGUUGAGUGGAUAGAGAAAGCUUACAGAGGGACAGUAAGUAACUUGCCCGAAACUGCCCUACUGCAGAGUCCUGAGCCUUGAACUGCUGCCCCUGGGCCUGGGCAGGCUUUCCUGACCUCCUAGGAGCGCACUGUCCCUCUCACGACCCCUGACCCCGCCCUGCGCCCUUCUUCCAGGUCCCUUUCGUCAGUUAUUAUUGUUAGUGUCUGUGCUUUGUGCCUCUACACUGGCUGCUUUUUAACCUUUUAAUAUCUUGUACCAACAUUUGUCUUCAGUCCUCCCAUCUCCUCACUUGUCUUCAUGUUUGCUUUUCGGCCUCCAGGAUCGUAGAUUGGCCCUCAUUAGGGUCUCUGCAAACCUGCCGGGCGCUGAGGGGUUUGGUCCUGGUCUUCUCUGUGUUCUGUAGCACUGGGCGUGUGACCUGUCUGUCCUUCUCUGAGAUGAUCUUUCUUGGUUGCCGGGAGACUGGCCUUGCUUCAUUGAGUGUUCCUUGUGCCCGUCUGCUGCAGCCUCCUCAGCGUGUACUGCAGGUCUGGGUCUCAUUGUCUCCAUGCUGUAUUUCCUUGAUCCUAAGCAUUUUUGAUGGGCACACCUUUGGAGGAGGUAUUGUGUUAAAUUCCCAUUGAAUUCAGAAAUGAAAGGACACCUUAGAAUCUAGGAAAUAGAGUGACAGCACAGUGGUCAUUGCCUUUCCAACUUUGUCCAGGGGGUGGGGACCUUGUUGCUUGGUCAUGGUAGUGCCGCCCUCAGAGUAGAUGGUCAGUGAAUAUUUGUCGAAUGAAUUAAUUAAAUCUAAACAAGUCUCUGGUUUUUAUUUGUGUCUCCAUUAAAGUACAACCACCACGCUCUGUCCCUUCCCUGUAAACUUCUUAAAUGUGUGGGGUCUGCUCUCUCCUGUUCAUGCUACCAGUCAGCCUGCCCCAUGUGGGCGUGGGCAUGCAUGUGCAUAUGUGCACCCACAUGUGCGGCAUGUUCAUGUGUGUGUCUGCAUGGUGUGGGAGUGUAGAUGUAUGCGCGUGCGUGCGUGUGUCUACAUGUGCUUCUCCUGCUCUGAUGCCCGGCCCUUCUGCAGACCUCCGGGUUUUCGGAUUGCUCUUCUGACCUGCCUUCUGAGCCACACAUCAUCCCUUUUGUUGUGCUUCCUCUAGAGUAAAGCUUCUCAGAGUUGUGUUCUCAGCCCUCUUGGUCUGUAUUUCCUCUCUGGAUGGCCUCUCUCCUGUCGUUUGGCAACUCCUGCCUCACUCAUAUGUUCUGGCCCCCUGUUUCUAGGCCAGUCACAGUUCCAAAGCUGUGGCCUCAGCACCUGUCAGACAGGUCUGCCUGGAGGCUCUUUCCAUUCUCCUCUGCGGGCUCCUGCCUGGAUGCUGGAACACGUGUGUACCUCCAGGGGAGAAGCCUCAUUCCCCUUCAGUUCCCUCUUGUCUGUUCUCCCACCUCUGCCUGGUCAGCAGUGCGCUUAGUUCUGUGUUUUCACCGUUCUCGAGGGCUCCAGCCUUGUCACCAGAGCCCCUUUCCCACUUUUGCCCUUUGGUCUUGAGGAUUGGCCCCUGUGCCUUGGGUGCAGGCACUGUGCCUAGCAUAGCUAUCAGUCUUCUUCCUCAAAUAGUGACUAACUAUGGCAUGAGAGUCACUUCACCCUCCGUGGCUCCUUAUUGCCCCCAGUAUGGAGCCAGGCUCCAAAUGGCACCCAGGGCUCCCUGUGCCUUGGUUCCAGCUGUCUCCUGCAGCUCCCCCCACCAACCCUGGCCAGGCUCCCUUCCCCACAGCCACUACCCCCUCCUCUUCUGGGAACAGAACCAUGCCACCUCUGGCGAUCUUAUCACACAGCAUCACUGUCCCUAUCCACGUCCCACCUUGUGGGCCCAGGAGAGCUCUGGGGUCCGGGAUUGCAGAGUGCCGGGCCGUACCUCUAGGCCCUGGUGCCGCAGAGUUGAGCCAGGGGUGUGGCGCUCCCCUCUGACUGACCCAGCCCUAGCAGGUGAGUGGAUUGCUCUUGCUCUGAUGGCCAGAGGGAGACCGCACACCUUUUGUGUGUUCUGGAAAGGGCAGCCCUGCACCGUGUGCUUGCUUACCUGAUAAACUGAGUUAGGGAAAUGCUGCGGUGACGUUUAGUGUGGCUUUUUUUUGUUUAAUCCCUUUGAACCUUAAGAUAAUACUCGUUUUGUGUUUCUGAAGUAGGAAUUACAGUGGACAGUUAAUAAGAUAUUUAACUCUGGACUUAAAUUGUAACUCAGGUUCUCAAGAAAAAAAGUAAAGUCAGUUUGUUUUGAAACCUGAAAGGUUCUCUUAGGCAGUAUUAUUUUAAGUUCUUUACUAUAUCGUUAAUAGCACUUGGCUCUUUGUACCAGGGAAAUUGAAGGUUUCUGUCAUUUUGUGAUGAUGUUUUUAAAUCUCUUUGCAGGUGGAAGAAGAAAGGUGCCACUUUGGCAUGAAGACAGACUCGCUUAGUCGUCAGUCAUUUAAGCUGAGUGCAUUGUGAUUUCCAAUAAUUGAGGCAGUGGUUCUAAAAGCUGUCUACAUUAAUGAAAAGAGCAAUGUGGCCAGCUUGACUAAGCCGCCAGCGUGUGCAGCGCGGGCAGGACGGCACCCGGGUCUCGACGGACUUGUGCAUGUUAGCUGUAUAGAUUUAUGUAAGGUCUUUUAAAACUCUGGUCUUUAAAAUAGUCUUAACGCUUUUACUAUGGAGACAUAUGAGAGUCCCUCUCCUCUCCCGCGUGAGCCCGCAGGAGAAGUGGUGAUGGAGAACCGAGCUUGCCCCCUCCAAGCGCUGCCCCGUGAACAGUCUCCACCACCUCCCCUGCAAACGUCCAGUGAUGCAGAGGUAAUGGACGUUGGCUCUGGUGGUGAUGGACAGGCCGAACCCCCUGCUGAGGACUCGCUCAACUUCUACGGAGCUUCUCUUCUCUCCAAAGGAUCCUUCUCUAAGGCGCGCCUCCUCAUAGACCCGAACUGUAGUGGCCACAGCCCGCGCACCGCCCGGCACGCACCUGCGGUCCGGAAGUUCUCCCCUGACCUUAAGUUGCUUAAGGAUGUAAAGAUUAGUGUGAGCUUUACCGAGAGCUGCAGGAGUAAGGACAGGAAGGUGCUGUACACAGGAGUGGAGCGCGACGCUCGUGCAGAGUGCGGUCGGGCCCUUAGCCCUGUCAGUGGAGACGUGCAUGCUUGUCCCUUUGGCGGGAGUGUUGGUAAUGGGAUCAGUGUAGGGGGUGAGAGUGCUGAUAAGAAGGAUGAGGAGAAUGAGCUGGAGCAGGAAAAGAGAGUGGAGUAUGCAGUGCUGGAUGAGGUAGAAGAUUUUACUGACAAUUUGGAGCUAGAUGAAGAAGGAGCAGGCGGGUUCACGGCUAAAGCCAUCGUGCAGAGAGACAGAGUGGAUGAAGAGGCCUUGAAUUUCUCCUAUGAGGAUGAUUUUGACAACGAUGUUGAUGCUCUGCUGGAAGAGGGCCUUUGUGCUCCCAAAAAGAGACGAAUGGAGGAGAAAUACGGAGGAGACAGCGACCAUCCGUCUGAUGGAGAGACAAGCGUGCAGCCAAUGAUGACCAAGAUUAAAACAGUACUCAAAAGUCGUGGCCGCCCACCUACGGAACCAUUGCCCGACGGGUGGAUCAUGACAUUCCAUAACUCCGGAGUCCCCGUGUACCUACACAGAGAGUCCCGGGUGGUCACCUGGUCCAGGCCGUACUUCUUGGGAACGGGAAGCAUACGGAAACAUGACCCUCCUCUGAGUAGCAUCCCUUGUCUACAUUACAAGAAAAUGAAGGACAAUGAGGAGAGAGAGCAGAACAGCGAGCUUGCCCCAAGUGGGGAGGUGUCCCUUGUCAAGCCGCUGAGCCGAUCUGCAGACCUGGAGUUCCCCCUGGAAGAGCCUGACACUGUGGGGGCCGACCCAGGGCCCCCAGAUGAGAAGGACCCGCUGGGGGCCGAGGCUGCCCCUGGGGCCCUGGGGCAGGUGAAGGCCAAAGUCGAGGUGUGCAAAGACGAAUCGGUUGAUCUUGAGGAGUUUCGGAACUACCUGGAGAAGCGCUUUGACUUCGAGCAAGUUACUGUGAAGAAAUUCAGGACUUGGGCUGAGCGGCGACAGUUCAACAGAGAGAUGAAACGCAAACAGGCUGAGUCCGAGAGGCCCAUCCUGCCAGCCAAUCAGAAGCUCAUCACUCUAUCUGUGCAAGAUGCACCCACAAAGAAAGAGUUUGUCAUUAACCCCAAUGGGAAAUCGGAGGUCUGCAUCCUGCACGAGUAUAUGCAGCGUGUCCUCAAGGUCCGCCCCGUGUAUAAUUUCUUUGAAUGUGAGAACCCAAGUGAGCCUUUUGGUGCCUCGGUGACCAUUGAUGGUGUGACCUAUGGAUCUGGAACUGCAAGCAGCAAAAAACUUGCGAAGAAUAAAGCUGCCCGAGCUACGCUGGAAAUCCUCAUCCCUGACUUUGUUAAACAGACAUCUGAGGAGAAGCCCAAAGACAGUGAAGAGCUCGAGUAUUUUAACCACAUCAGUAUCGAGGACUCACGGGUCUACGAGCUGACCAGCAAGGCCGGACUGUUGUCUCCCUAUCAGAUCCUCCACGAGUGCCUUAAAAGAAACCAUGGAAUGGGUGACACAUCCAUCAAGUUUGAAGUGGUUCCUGGUAAAAACCAGAAGAGCGAAUAUGUCAUGGCGUGCGGCAAGCACACAGUGCGCGGCUGGUGUAAAAAUAAGAGAGUUGGAAAACAGUUAGCCUCUCAGAAAAUCCUCCAGCUCCUGCACCCGCACGUCAAGAACUGGGGGUCUUUACUGCGUAUGUAUGGCCGCGAAAGCAGCAAGAUGGUCAAACAGGAGACCUCCGACAAGAGCGUGAUUGAGCUGCAGCAAUAUGCCAAGAAGAACAAGCCGAACCUGCACAUCCUGAGCAAGCUGCAGGAGGAGAUGAAGAGGCUGGCAGAGGAGAGGGAGGAGACACGGAAGAAGCCCAAGAUGUCUAUUGUGGCAUCUGCACAGCCUGGUGGCGAGCCCCUCUGCACUGUGGAUGUGUGAGGGAGGUGGUGGUGGGGCCUGGUGCAGGGGGCUGCCAGCUCCACUGCUGGAGAGACCACACGCCACUCACUGCAGCCUCAGGCCUCCAAUCUGAGUUCCUUCCCCGCGGCUGCGUGUCUUGAGGGCCAGGGCCGGAGGGGUGGGGCUCCGGUGCACGGGGACAGCCAAGGCCGCAGCUCUUCCUUGGGAGCCGCCCACAGGUCUGAGUGGACAGGUUCAAAGAUGGACUCAGCCUGCACUCACAAGUGGAAGCCAAGAGCUUGAAGACAACUGUGGACCUCUGCUUGUAUGGAUUUGCUGCAGACUGGUUUUAUGAAGGUUUUCAUGAAUUUUAGUACAUAAUAUGCACUGAUAAGAAAUGAUAGUUUAAUGACAGAUGAAAUGAGAAAGUGACUCCUGAGUCUGGUGCUCUGUGCCCAGGGCUCCUGUGGGCCAGUGCAGGGACCUGGUCAGAAGGCACACGCUGGCACCCCAGUCCCUUCCCUGCCUCCUUUGUUUUCCCCUUUUCUCUGAAAAAGAUACAACGAGAAGGAGUAUUUCAGUCCUUUUUCGUUUAAAAUAAACACAAUUUUAGCAUCAGAACUAUUUUUCAGAGGUUUCAGGCAAACCAUCAAGGUGAUGAUUCUUCAUCCUUGUAAUGUGUUGCCAGUGUUAGUAUGAGGUCUGCCAGUCUCCACCUGGCUUGUUGCCCUGGCCCUGGGGCUGGGGUGUGGUCCAAUUUUCUGAGCAAGUCUUAAUGCCCUAAAAACACACCUUAGACACUGAGGCCCCUCACCUUCGCUGGCCUCUGGCAACUUUUUACUAAAGAUUUUGCACAGUCAAGUCCAUCUAUCCACUCAUCAAUUUUUAAAGCUUUUAUGAUAUUUUAGCAUUUGGAAAGAAACUUUUACAGUGAGAGUAGAAGAUAGAUUUGGAAUCAUGUAGCAGAUAUAUAAACAAUUAAUGCAGUUUAGCACGUAGACUUAUUUAAAAAAGAAAACGAGGACCUUCAGUGCAAUGCCUUCUUGAUCACAAACUGGCACUCCUCUCCAGAGCUGGCACAAGCAGGGGGAGGGCGGCUGUCCUGCUCCCUGUGACAAUGGCUUCGCUGGGUUUCCAGGGCAGCCGCCCCGCACAGCCAGGCCUAGUGACCAGCUUGCUCCUCUGACCAGCAGUCUUGUGUUCUCCAGGUGACCUCUGUGGACAGGUGCAGGGGCGGAUGUGUCCCCUGCCCUGAGUCCCAGGGGAUGUGGUUGUGCUUGGGACCCUGGGUUGUCCCCACGUGCAAGGUAACGGUGAGCCGUUGGCUCCCUGUACCCAGCACUUGUUCACAGUGCCAUGUACUUGUGGCGCACUGCUGGAUGCAGGAGCCCAGCACUGGGCUGCACUGUCCUGGUCCACGGGUAUGCCACUCACCCAUCACAUCCCCCGUGGGUGGGGUUGAUGGCAUUUGUUUUCAGGAAGACAGUGUCGGCCUUGUGGGCCAGCCACAGUGUAUCCUUCCCUCACCACCUGUGUGACCAAGGUUGGCUCCUGUGUUGAUCUUUAUAAAACAAACUCUCAAAUCAAGUUGCUGUAAUUAGACGCCUGCUUUUGUCUUGCCUCUGGUUUGCAGCUGUGAAUAAUCAUUUGACACAGACUGUUUGCCCUUAAAACAGCCAGAUGCACCAUCGUGAGCCAAGGCUUUGUGCACAUGUGUUACUAGAGGCGGACGAGCCUCACUGUGGCCUCCUGUGCCCUUCCUCCCUGUCCUGUGUGUAGGUGCAAGGGUCGUGUGCACACAGCCGUGCAGUGCGGGCGGAGGGCAGGGACAGUGUGCAGCCACAGCCCAUUGUAUACCUUCCAGGUGGCAGCUAGGCCACGGCUGUAAGGGUGAGCCUUAUUGUCUGAACACAUAAAACAAAACUGUCCAAAGAGAA
Molecule: messenger RNA, 9003 nt
Organism: Equus caballus (horse)
Lineage: Eukaryota; Metazoa; Chordata; Mammalia; Perissodactyla; Equidae
Source: RefSeq, a predicted model, not a curated record